Messenger RNA from Trichosurus vulpecula (common brushtail), 7343 nucleotides. Its product is annotated as leucine-rich repeat-containing protein 14-like. Lineage: Eukaryota; Metazoa; Chordata; Mammalia; Diprotodontia; Phalangeridae. The record is from RefSeq and is a predicted model, not a curated record. Gene Ontology annotation, cellular component: cytoplasm.
AUGGGGACCGCGGAGCCUCUCCAGCUCGCGCCUUCGGCGAGGGGCGGGGCAGGAUUCAUUGUGACGCCAGUGACAGCCUCGCCCUCAGAGCGCGGUGAGGCGGCGGUGGGAGCGGCUGGCCUGCGGCUGUGGUGCGGGAGUGCCCGGGUGGGUGCAGGCUUUGGGGCGGCGGCGGCGGCAGCAGGAGCGGCAGCGGCGAGAGCUCGGGGUAAUAUAAACAGGGAGCAUGUCACCAUCACCUCAGCAAGAUCAGAAUUUAACUUUACGCUUGUUACCCCUAAGUUCAUCAAAAGACGACCUGGUUCUUCACAUCUUCCUGAAGUACAGUACUACCUGUCCUGUGUAAUAGGUGGCAGUUGCCCACCGUAUUCAGCCAUGCGUCCGCUGGUGUUCCUGUGUGCCCAGCAGGUGAUCAAGGAUGAGGAAUCUGCAUGCCAGGCCUUGGAGCUUCUGCCACAGGACCUGUAUCCAGUCCUAUUCAAGGCAGCCUUUAUGCAUGGGAAGACACUGUUGCUCCAGGCUUUGGUGCAUACGUGGCCCUACCCCAUCCUCAGUUUUAAGCAAUUAUUGCAGGAUCGGCCACACUGCCGCAGGGCUCUGAGGCAGGACUGGCCACAUUGCCUCCGGGCCCUCCUCCAGGAGUGUCCAAACUGCCCACGUGCCCUGCUUCAGGACCGGCCUGCAGAGGAGCUGGUACAGGCAAUGAUCAUGGGAGUCAAGGCUCGACUGGAAGAGGCAACAGAUAAUGGAACCCAGCAGUCCCUCUACAGGAGGCAUCCACUGCAGCUAUUAGACAUGACUGGACUCCUGGAUUAUGGCUAUGAGGAAGACCUAAAAACUAUGAAAAUGUGGGCCCGUACCAUGACCAUGGCCCAAGCUGGCAUUUGCCACCUCUUGGACAAAGUUGAGCAGCCAAAUGAAAGCCCCAACAAAUGCAGGAAGGUCGAGGACCUGCCGUGUACCCUUCUUCCCGUGGAAGUGCGUGUAGAUCUCUGGGUGACUCCCUCCUCCAGUGGCUUUCUGAAGCAGGCCCUACAGAAUAAUGCUGUCAGCCCCCUGCGCUUGUGCUGCCGGGAUUUCCGAGCUGAAGACCUCCCGCCAGACAUUACUGUGGAUCUCCUGGGACUAUUGGAUCAUUCAAGCUUACGCCGGUUAGAUCUGUCCUUCUUUACUCUAGAAGCAGGGGGUGUGUGGGAGAUCGUAGCUUCCAUCAUGAAGUUCACUAAUCUGCUGAGCCUGAAACUUCAGUACAGCAACAUGGAUGUGUGGCGGCUCUGGGCCAUGUUGGAAGGCACUUUCAGCUUCUUGGCUUCAGAAAUGAGCAAGCUGAAACGCCUCAAGGAGCUUAAUCUGGGCACCUCCUGGCUGUCAGGCCAGCUGCGGCAGCUGCUCAGCGGCCUACAGUGUCCCCUGGAAAGCUUGGAACUCCCUGUCUGCUACCUGCUCCCUGUGGACUUGAGCUACUUGUCCCAGAGCCCCCAUGCUCCCCACCUCAAGAAGCUAGACCUGAGUGGCAACAACUUGUCAGGUGACCUCUUGCCCCCCUUCCAGGCUCUUUUGGGGGAGGCUUCAGCCUCCUUGCUGUGUCUGAAGGUGACAGAGUGCCAGCUCAUGGAUGUUCACCUUAUUAGCACCCUGCCGCUUCUGUCCCGCUGUACACGCCUACGAUAUCUUGGUCUCUAUGACAAUCCCCUUUCUAGCAUUGGGCUAAAGGCCUUGCUGUCACGCUCUGAGGUAAUGCCUGACCUCCAGCUGGUAGUAUACCCCUUUCCUGUGGACUGCUACAAGGACCUGCCUGGUGUGCCCCUUUCUGCAAACCUCUUGGAGGACUAUAUUGAUGAGGAGAAAUUUGCUCAGGUUCAGGGAGAGAUGCACCAGAUGCUAAUAGCAGCAGGUAGGGCUGAUGUGCUAUGGACCACAGAUGUCUAUGGCCCAAAUAUGCCCGACUACUUUAGCUUGUGACAGGAAGGCUGCCUGCCAGGGACAGGGAGGCCUUUGCAGUCAUCCAUUCCCCCUGGGCCUGGUAGGAGAGCCUCCUUACCUUCUGGGCUGCAUGUCUUGGGGACAGGUAGGGAGCCACAAAACCUUUGCUCUCCUUGCCUCCCAUCUUCAGACAGGGGAAUGGGACUAACUAACUGGGAAGCUCCAAACUGUGCCUCACCUGAAGGGUCCUUGAUAAGGAUAACUAAUGUGAAUGAGGAACUCCCAGUCAGUGGGGUAGGUCCAGUAGUCUGGAAGCCCAUUCAGUCAAUGAAUUGUUCCUGUGGGAACAAUAUCUAUCUAUGCCCCAAUGAGUGAAGGGAGUUGGCAUUCAUUACUGAGGAAUGGAAGGUCAUAUACUAAGCUUAGGCCCCAGAGCUUCUGAGUUGUAGAUCACUGAUCUGGAGUCUCAAAAGCUCUCUUGGUCAAGAUUAAGCCGUAGCCUUUCCCUUUCUGUCCUAUCCUUUGGAAUGCACAGCUACUGCUGUGAACUUCUCUUCUGCCAGGCUAAGGAUGCCCACUUAGUUUCUCAUGUCUUCUCCUAGGUUCCUGGUUUCUUUUCUCCAAGAGUCUCCCUCCAACUCUUUUUUUCUUUUGAACUUCUACCUCAUCCUGGGAAGGGUUUGAGCUUAGGCAGGUGCUAGCCCCCUUCUCAGCUACAUCAGCCUUAGCUACUCCUCAGUGUCAUCCUUCAGUGGCAUGAAGAAAGAGGCAGUGGAAAAGGGCAGCCUGUGGGACCUUUCCCUGGACCUUAGGCCUGGUUUUUCUUCAGCUUCCCCAGGGCUCAAGUUCUUUUUUGAACUUUAUUCUGAGUGAUUUUGUCCUUGAGCCCCGGGUUUUAAUUUUUCACCAUUUUUCUAAAUGUCACUGAUUUUUAACCCUUUUGGCUUGAGAUGCCAAGCACCACUUGGUCCCUGCGCCUGCUUGCUCCUGAGCUCAGAUCUACUGACUUUUCUUCCUUUUUUUGCUGCUGCCACUUGUAUUUUGGUGUACCUAGUUUUGCUUCAUUGGUCCUUUUUUUUCUUUUUAACCCUUUUUCUCUGUGCUCCACACACAUAUUGUCUAGGAUUUAUUCCCAAGUUAAAGGAGAAGGGUAUUGAUUCAGAAAUAAUAUAACAAAUUAGUUACAAUCCGUUACAACAAAAAUUAAUUCCAGGACAGACUUGAUUAUAUUUAAUUUUCUGAAAUGUUCUCUGAACUUGGCCCCUGUGUUCUUUCAUCUACAAACGUAUGCCACACCCUCUAGGGCCCCAGAAAAGAGGAUGACAACACUUGUCUCGGAAUCCCACUGCCUAUUUGGGAUUUUCUUCCGACAGCAGAUCCCAGUUGUAAUCAGGAUGCUUCCUGAUUGUUGCUCAGUGAUCACCCACAUUCUUACAUAAUCACAUUACUAAAUAUCUUCCCCUGUUUCUGCCCAAAGUAGGGGAACAGGUGAUAAAGAACUACCUAUCACUGAAGUGUUUUUCAUUUUUCCAUUACUCAGAAACAAGACUAAUUCUAUAUUUCUUUAAUAUCAUCUUGCCCCUUCCAAAUUUCACAAAAGACAAUCCCUUUCAUUCCCAGGAUCCCAGGAGUACAUGGUGCUUGAGUGGGGUUGGUGCUUAUCGUACUGAGAGAGGAGGGCAUAGUGAUAGCCAGCAGUUUCCUCCCCAAUCCCUCAUCCCAGAGGAAAAAGCUGUCUGGCAGAACUAGUGCCUGUCCCCUCCCCUAGCCCUUGCUUCUUUAUCCCUACUUUCUUAGACAUUGGAGCAAGAAAGUCUAUAUGUUUGUAUGUAGACUUUGUUGUUUCCUGACUCCUGAGAGAAAUGGCUAUGGCUAACAUAUGCAUAGGGACCUGCUGACAUUUUGCUUAUCCAGGCUGACACAUCAUAAACUGAAUUACUUCACAGAUGAUUCAUAACUAGCCUGGCAAGCACAGGUAGUGAACCUGCUGUCUUUCUCUGGAACCCUGAUGCUGACCUGAACUUAUCAGGAUUCCAGGGUAAAAGGAAGGCAAAAGGACCCCCUAUUCCUCACUCAGUGUGUCCUGUUUGCUUGGCCAUCUUACUAAAGGUGGGAAAGUAAAGGAGCAGGAGGAAAGUCUCAAGCUAUGAACAGGGUAGCUGGAUUUUACUCCACGUGAACUGUUUGCUGACUUCCCCAGCCAGUGCUGAUGGAAUUGUACCUAAAUGAAGGACUUGACAUUCAUUCCUGUUAAAUUUAACCUCGCUUCUUCGUCCAUUUUGUUGGAAUCUUUGUGAAUCUCAACUCUGUUGUUCAUGGGUAGCUAUGUGCUACCCAGUUUUCUGCCAAGAAUUUACAAGUUCAAGUGAUGGGUCCUCAGAUUGCUCUCUGUGGACUGGCUAUUGGAACUGUUAUCUUUGAGUUUUCAUCAUUCCCCUUCAGUAGCCACAUUGCCCUACAAGGGGAAGGGUAUGUGUGGUGGGGGGUUUGCAUACCAGCAUAUAAGCCUGUGACAUCCGUGCUCAGGCAUGUCAAACUCUUGGGUACUGAGGAGGAUUCAAAAGGUUGCUUUUACUGUAUGGGGUGAGGGGAGAGCCAAACCAAGUCUUUUCUUCUAGUGUUUCCUCCUUUCCUGGGGCAGACAGAGAAAUAUAGGUCCUUGGUAUCUCUCUUAGAGACUAAUGAUGUCCCAGAAUUUAAUCCUUGGGAGCAUACAAGCCUCCCAGACUAGGACUUGGGUGUACCUGGUUCUGAGCCCAGGAUGUUCUCUGGCUCAAAUCUAACCUGUCAGAGGCCAUUUCAGUUGUUUUCCCUACUCUGUGCCUCCCUUUCACCACCUCCAUCAAGAACCCUUAGAGGAAACAGUCCAAAAUGACUAUGGCCCCUAGACCUGAGUGGGGGUGGGGUCAGGGUAAUUGAGGUACUCCAUAGGUGAACUGCUGCAGUGUUAUCCAACCAAUAUUUAGGAAACUGAUUUGCCUAAAUGAAGGCCUUCACAUUUUUCCGUGAUAAAUUUUAUUUUAUUUUAUUUUUUGAUCCAUCAUUCCAGCCUGUGAGUUCUUUGGGAAUCUUAUCUUUGUGGUCCAUUGCUACUUAGCUAUUCAGCUUCCAUUUAAUAAACAUUAAAUUCAGGAUAGGAUCAAGGCACAAUGAUUGGGGGGGGGGGGGGCAAUUAAAAAAUAGAAUAAAGACACAGGCCCUGCCCUCAAGAAGUUAGGAUUUAGUAGAGGAAAUAAGAUGGACACAAUUCUAAAAGGAGAGAUUUAAGGAGGGGAGAGGUCACUUUCUGCUAGGGAAAAGAAAAGACCUUUUUAUGGCACCUUAGUUGAAUCUUGAGAGAUUUUAAUGGGGAGUUUUAAGCAUGAGGAAUGAUGUGAACAAAGACAUAGAGAAGGAAAAGGAUGAGAUAAAAGCUGGUAAUGAGUAGUCCAUCUUAGCUGACAAUAGAUUAUAUAAAAGGGAGUAGUAUGAGAUAAGGCCAAGACAGCAUGUGGAGACCAGAUUGUGGAGGGUGUUAAGGACAGGGUCAGAGUUCUAUACUUCAUCAAGUAAGAAAGCAGAAAUUGAUGAGGUCAUUCUUAAACAUAGAAGGUCUCUAUAAUCAGAGGAUGACUGGAGGAGGGGCAAGAUUAGAGACAUGGAAGAUAAGUUGUGUUUGAGGUGUCCGUGGAGAACACAGGCCUGGAAUCAUGGAGAUAGGUCAGGUCUAGAGACAGAAAUUGGGGAAACAUGAGAGUAACAGAUGAUAAUGGGUAUUAGGCCCCCAAGAAAGAAGAAAAGGCUGCCUUGGGGGGCACUCCUCAGAUUACUGCUUUAGGUGUUCCAAUAUUGAGGUUGAUAUUCCUGCUGGGUGAGCCACAGUGCAGUGUCUUGGACCCCAAGGAAAAGUCAUUGAUGCUUCUCAUGCUGUUGAAAAGACGUAUGGACCCUGCAGGGAACAGCUGCAAAGUAAGAUAUUUUAGUGAGUUUUUACAAGUCUACUUCAGUGUCACCUCUUAGCAGUUCACAUCACCUCCAACUUUGCUUGUUUUUUCUAAGAAGGAAAAUGCUUUUCACAUAAGGGAGGUUGAAACAUGAUUGGAUCAGAGGGAAUUGGGACCUAGGAAUCUGAUUCUCUCAGCCUUUCUCACUGCUAUUCUGCUUCUUAGCCUGGCAUUCAAAAUUCCAUGCUAUCACACUUUCACACUCACUGUGCAGACUUGUUAGAUGACCACAGAUGUUGCACUCAGUGCUUCAGACAAUCUGGACUACUUGCCAUUCUUCUCUCAACCUAUGUCCAGCUUUGUCUAGCUUCUGUGAUUUUGCUUAUGUCAUUUCCUGUCUCUGUCCCAACCCCCAGUCGUCUCUUUUUAAAGCCUAUGUAGCCCUUUAAGGUCCAGCUCAAAUGCUAUCUCCUUUCCCCCCUCCCCCCCCCUUCCCCCAGUCCACAAAGCUUCUGCUCCCUUGCUCCCUAAGCCCAUUGCUUGCACCACCUGUCAUGCACUUAUGAACCCAGAAUGUUUAGUCUUAUAGUUAUUUGUGUGUGAUGCAUCCCCUUGCUAGAUUGUGAGCUCCAUGAGGGCAGAGGUUAUAUCUUACCUAAUCUUUUGUGUCUCCCCUCAACCCAGGCACAGUGUUCUGCUUAUAGAGGGCCCUUGUUAAAUGUUUGUUAGAAGUUCAUUAAGUGAGGAGGUAGUGGAGGAACACGUAACUAUAAAAAGAGUUCAGAUAAUUUGGGCCUGCUGGCAUUAUAGCUGCUGAGACUGUGAGGGUGGCAAAGUCAAUUAGAGCUGCCCAACUGAAGAGAAUACGGAGGAGCUUGGAGAAGGUGGCUGCCCAGAAACAACAAGAUAAGAAAAUCAUGAGGCCAGCAGAACAUCUGGACUUGACAAGAACUCUGUUUAGCUCUACAACUUGUUGUUUAUUUCCAUACCAAACUCCUCACCUUCUGCUCAUCCCCUGCCUGUAAUACUACUUCCUCUUCAGCUGUGCCUUCCCCUCAGCUCCCUAGCCUGGAUUCCCAGUUACUGAAUUUCUUCAGCAGAAGAGUCUCUCCUCCCCCAUCCCCUGUCUGCUUGGGAGCUUCCCCCUGGCUUUGGGGCCUCUGGAUUGGAAAGGCUCCAGUGUUCACCCUUGAACCUGUUUCAUCAUGUGCCAAGACACUUGAAAGAACUUGGUUUGUUAUGGGGAAAUAGCUGUCAGUGGCCGGGGGGAUCCUGGUGAGUGGGAGAGGUGCCCUGGAUCUGGAGAUGAGUAUGUGCUGUCCCCGUGUCUCCUUGUGCUCUCAAGUGUUGGAGAAGGAGGGCCAGGGCUGCUUGGGUAGUGUUGUCUAGAUUAUGUGACCUCCAGAAGAACAGCAACUGUGUCUUAUCCAACCUAUGUAUUUCCCUCAGUGCUGAACCCUGGUGCUCUGCGCUUAAUAAAUGUUUGUUAAAGUUGAA